UGGAGGUGCUAACCACCAAGAGCAUGAUGGUUCUCAUCUACAAGCCCCUUCUAGCAGGUGUGAAGGUUCUAUCUUUCUUGUUGGGUGUGCAAUUCUCCCCCAAGCCUCAGUCACUGCCUUUGGUAUACCACUUCCCUCUAGGGUUCAGCCCACUUCUUCUCUCCUACACCUCCCUCCGCUUUCCUCCGUGAUGACACUGCUGGGGAAAAGAAAGCUGUGCAGAGGUCCUCAGCCAGCUAGCUUCAGUUUCCUUAUUGGCACCAUGACAUCAUCUGUACCCUGGAAAUUCCACUCUCCCCCAUCUCUGUCCCAGGCCUCAGAGUUCCUAUAAAGAAGGGCUCCCAACUCAGUAUCAGCACAGAGCACAGAAGGGUUCUGAAGCUUCUGGGUUCUGCAGUCCGAGCUCCAGGCAAGUCUCUCCUCAACCACGACCAUGAAGCUCUGCCUGACUGUCCUCUCCUUCCUCGUGCUCUCAGCUGCUUUCUGCUCUCCGGCUCUCUCAGCACCAAUGGGCUCAGACCCUCCCACUGCCUGCUGCUUCUCCUACACCCUGCGGAAGCUUCCUCGCCACUUUGUGAUCGAUUAUUACGAGACCAGCAGUCUCUGCUCCCAGCCAGCUGUGGUAUUCCAAACCAAAAAGGGCAGGCAGGUGUGCGCCAACCCCAGUGAUCCCUGGGUCCAGGAGUACAUGGAUGACCUUGAACUGAACUGAGCCGCUCUGAGGGCGGGGCAAGUGUUCUGCAGGAAAGAUCACCUGAGCCCGACGCACCCUCUCCACACUCACGACCCCUCCCGGCAGUCCCUGUUCCUUCUCUUAAUUUAAUCUUUAUUACGUACUAUGUUAUUAUUGUAUUUGGUGUUGUUUCCCACUAUUUAUGUUUGUUUUGCCAAAGGACAUGUGUCCCCCAUGGGGAUGGUCCACCAUCACUGUUUCUCUGCUAUUGCGGAUACAUGGAUAAUGUAAUUGAGUCCAAGUGUUAAUAAAAUUUUUUAAAAAUGUA
This is a messenger RNA of Orcinus orca (killer whale), 1001 nucleotides long. RefSeq names its product C-C motif chemokine 4. The record is from RefSeq and is a predicted model, not a curated record. NCBI's taxonomy places the organism in Eukaryota, Metazoa, Chordata, Mammalia, Artiodactyla, Delphinidae. Gene Ontology annotation, cellular component: extracellular region. The transcript is spliced from 3 exons. Gene Ontology annotation, biological process: inflammatory response; lymphocyte chemotaxis; G protein-coupled receptor signaling pathway. Bases 434 to 712 code for a protein of 92 amino acids. Gene Ontology annotation, molecular function: CCR chemokine receptor binding; chemokine activity.